This is a messenger RNA of Lichtheimia ornata, 2625 nucleotides long. Its product is annotated as ribosomal RNA large subunit methyltransferase J. Gene Ontology annotation, molecular function: rRNA (guanine) methyltransferase activity; rRNA (uridine-2'-O-ribose)-methyltransferase activity. Lineage: Eukaryota; Fungi; Mucoromycota; Mucoromycetes; Mucorales; Lichtheimiaceae. The record is from RefSeq and is a predicted model, not a curated record. Gene Ontology annotation, cellular component: nucleolus; nucleus; preribosome, large subunit precursor. Gene Ontology annotation, biological process: maturation of LSU-rRNA from tricistronic rRNA transcript (SSU-rRNA, 5.8S rRNA, LSU-rRNA); maturation of 5.8S rRNA from tricistronic rRNA transcript (SSU-rRNA, 5.8S rRNA, LSU-rRNA); rRNA methylation. The coding region runs from base 1 to 2625 and encodes 874 amino acids. The transcript is spliced from 9 exons.
AUGGGCAAAAAGAGAGAUAAGAAAUCGUCAAAGGGACGUUUGGACAAGUACUAUCACUUGGCCAAGGAACAAGGCUACCGUGCUCGUUCAGCUUUCAAGCUCAUUCAGCUCAACAAGAAAUACGAAUUCCUCGAAAAGGCUCGUGUACUGAUCGAUCUGUGUGCUGCUCCAGGUGGUUGGCUUCAAGUUGCCACAAAGUACAUGCCGACGUCCAGUUUGAUCAUUGGUGUGGAUUUGGCACCUAUCAAGCCUAUACCCAAUGUCAUUGCCUUCCAAGAAGAUAUUUUAACCGACAAGUGCAGAACUCGUUUGCGUCAAGAGAUGAAGACAUGGAAGGCUGAUGUUGUCCUUCACGAUGGUGCUCCUAACGUUGGUGCCGCAUGGACCCAGGAUGCCUAUUCACAAUCAGAGCUGGUACUCAUGUCCUUGAAGCUUGCCACUGAAUUCCUUGCUCGGGGUGGUACUUUUGUCACAAAGGUGUUUCGUUCCAAGGAUUACAACAAGCUCAUGUGGGUGUUUCAACAACUUUUCCGCAAAGUCGAAGCAACCAAACCACCAUCUUCACGUAACGUUUCUGCUGAAAUCUUUGUCGUGUGCCGUGAUUACAUUGCUCCAAAGAAGGUCGAUCCUCGCUUUUUGGAUUCAAAGACAGUAUUUGAGGAAUUGGAUAACAACCGAGCAGCAACGAUGAAUGAUAUUUUCAAGCCAGAGAAAAAACGACGUCAACGUGAAGGUUACGAUGAUGGUGAUUACACUUUGCACAAAAAGAGAGACAUUAUGGAUUUCAUAAAGUCCCAAGAUCCUAUCGCCUUUCUUGGUUCCAGCAAUCAAUUGGUCUUUGAAUCAGAUGACUCCAGAGCGCUACUCAAGCGAGAGUCCACUACAGAGGAUAUCAAGAUCAAUUGUGAGGAUUUGAAGGUGCUUGGCAAGCGUGAAUUCAAGACGUUGCUGAAAUGGCGUGCUGAAAUCCGUGAAGAAUACAAGCUUGACAAAAAGGAAGAAGCCAAGCAAGUGGAAGUUCAAGAAGAAGACGAGAUGGAUGAGGAUGAAAAGCUUCAAGCAGAAUUGGAGAACCUUAGCGCUGAGGAACAAGCACGACGCAAACGUGAGAGACGCCGAGCCAACGAGAGGAAGAUGAAGAAUAUUUACAGAAUGCAAAUGAACAUGUUGACACCUUCUGAUAUCGGCACUGAACAAAACAUUGGCGAUGGCGAGUCACUUUUCAACAUUCGAAAGAUUCACAAGGAUAGCGCAUUGAAUGAGAUUCAAUCGGGUGACAUGUCAGCUGCUGAUCAAAUGGCAGAAGAAGAUGCGGAUUUGGAUGUUGGAGGCGGCCUCGAUCGAUCAGUAUUCAAAGGACGGAUACGAGAAAUGGAUGACGAUGAAAUGAUGGCCGACAGUGAUUAUGAGGAGGAAUUGGAAAAGCAGCUUGAUGAGGAAUACGAACGAUACAAAGAACGACGUGCCGAACGUGAUCCCAAAUUCAGAGCCAAGCAAUCACGGAAAGAGCACGAUGAAUGGCACGGCUUUGAUGGCAAAAACAAGAACAUUGAAGAUGAUUCAGACUCUGAUAGCGAUGAUGAUCAAGCUGAGGACGAUGACCAAGCUGAGGAGAGCGAUUCUGAUCUUGAAUUGGAGCGUAUGGAUGCAUCUGACGACGAUGAUGAUGUGCCUUCAUUUUCCAAGAAAAAGUCAAAUUCGUUGUUGAAUGAUCUCGGCCACAAGAAAUCCAUGUCCAAAAAGACAUCCAGCGGAUUGACCACAGCAGCAUCCAUGUUUUUCGACAGCGACGUCUUUCAAGGAAUGGAUUUGGAUGAAGAAGAGGAAGAUGAAGAGGAAGAUGAUGAAGAUGAAAAGGAAGUUGAUUUGGUCGAUGAAGCAAUGCAAAACGCUAUUGGAUCUCGCAAACGAAAGGCUGAAGAUGAAGCUCCUCAAGAGAGCGAAGCUGAGGAUGAGAGUGAUUUCGAAAUUGUCAAGGAUGAUGAGUUUUCAGCACCGUCAGAUGAUGAAGAAUGGGAUGGUACUGAAGAUGCUAAUUCCAAGGCUGUCAAGAAAGCAAGAGAAACUGGUUUAAUUACUGCCGAGGCUAUCACACUUGCUCGUCAACUUGCCAACAAAGAAAAGACCACGGGUGAUCUUAUUGAUCAAGGAUUCUCCAAAGAAGGUUUCCGAGACAAGGAUGAUUUACCUACAUGGUUCCUUGAUGAUGAAAACAGACACAACAAACCUCAUCUUCCAGUCACCAAGGAGGCUGUCAAGGCGCUGCGUGAAAAGAUUAAAGCAUUGGAUGCACGACCUAUCAAAAAGAUUGCCGAAGCUAAAGCACGGAAAAAGCACAAGGCAAUGAAACGAUUACAAAAAGCACAAAAGAAGGCCAAUGAUAUUGCUGACAAUCCUGACAUGACCGAAAAAGAGAAAGCACAAUCCAUCAACCGCAUGUUAUCACGGGCGACAAAGAGCAAACCCAAAAAGGAAGUCAAAUUGGUGGUUGCCAAGGGAACCAACCGUGGUAUCAAGGGACGACCUAGUGGUGUCAAGGGUCGCUACAAGAUGGUGGAUCGACGUAUGAAGAAGGAUCUCCGUGCACAAAAGCGAUUAGAGAAAAAGAAAAAGGGUCGUAAAUAG